Zingiber officinale is the source of this 1385-nucleotide messenger RNA. Its product is annotated as epoxide hydrolase A-like. The record is from RefSeq and is a predicted model, not a curated record. Lineage: Eukaryota; Viridiplantae; Streptophyta; Magnoliopsida; Zingiberales; Zingiberaceae. Bases 71 to 1054 code for a protein of 327 amino acids. The transcript has 4 exons. Gene Ontology annotation, molecular function: hydrolase activity.
CGAGCUCAAGCACCAGAAGCAUCAUCCGAUCGAAAGCAGAGCGGAGAUCGACAGAGGCGGAUCGAAGUCGAUGGAGUGGCCGAUCAAGGAUGGGGAGAUGGCUGGGAUCUCGCACAGGAUGGUUCCGGUGAAUGGCAUCAACCUGCAUGUCGCCGAGAAGGGCGACGGCCCUGACGUGGUCCUCCUCCUCCAUGGCUUCCCGGAGCUCUGCUACUCCUGGCGCCACCAGAUCGCUGCUCUCUCCGCCCUCGGAUACCACGCCGUUGCCCCAGACCUCCGUGGCUUCGGAGACUCGGAUGUCCCCGCCGAUCCAUCCGCCUACACUAUGUUCCAUGUCGUCGGCGACCUCGUCGCCCUCAUCGAAUCCCUAGGUCAAGACAAGGUCUUCGUGGUGGGGCACGAUUGGGGCGCGAUGGUGGCGUGGUGUCUGUGCAUGUUCCGGCCCGAUAAGGUGAGGGCUCUGGUGAACAUGAGUGUUGCUUUCCGCCCGAGGAUUCCUGGCCUGAAGCCGGUGGAGGCGCUUCGCGCGGCGUUCGGUGAUGACUACUAUAUUUGUGCAUUCCAGGAACCUGGACGAACUGAAGCCGAGUUUGCCCGCCUUAGCACUUCUUUGGUGAUUAAGAAGUUCUUGACCUACCAUGAUCCUGGUCCAGCUAUUGUGCCAAAGGAGAACGGAUUUGGAACUGCACCAGAACAGGAUGUUGCUCUUCCUUCUUGGCUUUCAGAGGAAGAUAUCAACUACUACGCCAGCAAAUUUGAGAAGUCAGGCUUUACUGGGGGACUUAACUACUACAGAGCUUUAGAUCUGAACUGGGAGCUUACUGCACCCUGGACUGGAGUGCAGAUAAAAGUUCCAGUUAAGUUUAUCGUUGGGGAUCAAGACCUAGCGUUCCAUUUCCCUGGUGUCCAGGACUACAUCCAUAAUGGUGGCUUCAAAAGAGAUGUUCCUCUCUUGGAGGCCUUGGUCGUAAUGGAAGGAGUAGGCCACUUCAUCAACCAGGAGAAGCCACAGGAGAUUAGCAACCUGAUCAUCGAGUUCUUCAAAAAAUUCUGAUCUGCUUCUCUUCAGAACAACUAGUAAGUUCUCUGUCGUAUCACUCGAGUUUCAUUCGAAAAAAGGAAUGUGAACCAUAAGCUAAUGUUUAUGAUUUCUUCAUCAGUACUACUUAUUUUUAUGUUUGUAUCGAAGACUCGUGGUUCGGUGUAUUUUUCUUUUCAAGUAGUCCUUCAAACAGGCAGCAAACACACAAGUCACAACCGCCUAAUUAUUCUAUUCCUUCCAGUGGUUGUCUGAUAUAUUUGAGUUUGUCUCGAGUUAGAUCAUAUUGGAUUGGAUUGCUUUAUUAAAAAAAAAAUAAAAAAAUAUUGGAUUGGAUUUGGUUUCA